Naegleria gruberi is the source of this 588-nucleotide messenger RNA. RefSeq names its product ras family small GTPase. Gene Ontology annotation, biological process: signal transduction. Gene Ontology annotation, cellular component: plasma membrane. Bases 1 to 588 code for a protein of 195 amino acids. Lineage: Eukaryota; Heterolobosea; Eutetramitea; Acrasida; Naegleriidae. The transcript has a single exon. Gene Ontology annotation, molecular function: GDP binding; GTP binding; GTPase activity. The record is from RefSeq and is a predicted model, not a curated record.
AUGCCAGAAUUAAGUAUUGCAAUUGUUGGAGGAGGUGCCACAGGUAAAUCAAGUAUUACCAUCAGACACAUUGAAAACAAAUUCAACACGGAACAAUUCUACGAUCCAACAAUUGAAGAUUCAUACAUGAAAGAAGAAAUUGUUGAUGGAGAAACAUUCUUUGUCGAUAUUCUUGAUACAGCUGGUCAGGAGGAAUUCUACUCACUCAGAGAUGUCUACAUGAGACAACGUGAUGGUUUCAUUCUUGUUUAUGAUGUUACCAACAGAAAAAGUUUGGAUGAGAUUAGAAUAUUCGUCGAACAAGUAAAGAGAGCAAAGAAUACUGAAACAAUUCCAUUCGUACUGGUUGGAAAUAAGUGUGAUUUGACAUCUGAAAGACAAGUCUCUAACACACAAGGCAAAAAUCUUGCAGAAUCAUUACAGAUUAAACACUUUUUCGAAACAUCAGCCAAAACAGGUCAGAACAUUAAUGAAUGUUUCGAAGAAAUUAUUAGAGAAACUAAUUCAAUGCUUAGAAAGAAAUCUAUAGAAAAGAAAAAGAGCUCCACAACUUCUGUUAAAAAGCAAAGGAAGUGUUGUAUCAUGUAA